Molecule: messenger RNA, 1646 nt
Organism: Phytophthora nicotianae INRA-310
Lineage: Eukaryota; Oomycota; Peronosporomycetes; Peronosporales; Peronosporaceae
Exons: 3
Coding region: 52-474 (140 amino acids)
Biological process (GO): endoplasmic reticulum to Golgi vesicle-mediated transport
Cellular component (GO): cytoplasm; nucleus; TRAPP complex
Source: RefSeq, a predicted model, not a curated record
CACGCAACCUUCCCACAACAUUUCUCCGUCAUCAGUCGGUACUUUUGCCUCAUGAUCGCCUGCGUCGCCGUCAUCGGUGCGGCCAAUAGCCCCCUUUACAUCCGUACAUUCGGCGAAGAGGGCGAGGAUUUGGGCUUCCACUACAUCGCGCAUGUGUCGCUGGAUGUGAUCGAGGAGAAACUGCGGGGCGCGGGUAUCACCAGCUCCAAGGACGAUAUGUACUUGGGCUCUCUGGGCCCGAUCGAGGACUACCGAGUGUACGGCUACGUGACCAAUACAUCCGUCAAGUUCGUCGUGGUACUGCAGGACACACCUGUGCGCGAGUCCGAGCUGAGACCGUUCUUCGCGGAGGUUCAUCGUCUUUAUGUGAACGCCAUGUCGAAUCCUUUCGCGCCGCUGGGCGAGCGGCUUACCUCGCAGACUUUCGACAAGCGGGUGUCCAACCUCGUCGUACAGCACAACACAGGCAACUAACCGGUAAUGCGUUUAUUCCUCUUGGCUCUGUGCACUGUAUGCAUUUUUAUCUUGUCUCUACAUACUUAAAGCUUCGACCGACAGAUCGCCCACUCCACUAUCGUCCUCGUUCUCUUCCUCGGAAUCGGACUCCUCGUCUUGAUCUUCGUCGUCGAUUUCGGGCAUAGGGAAACGCAGGAUGGCAGCGAUGCCACUCACUUGGCCUAGCUUCUCGCCUGACACGUGCAAACUACUGAACAGCCUGACGGUACCGCCGUUAUCCCGCACACUUUCGACCAGGUCGACGUAUUUACGACGUGUGGCGAUAUCCUGCGACCGGAACAGAGCGUCCGUGAUCAUGAGCGUCUCGAUGGCCAUAUUGGCGUUGGCACGCUCUACGUGCUUGUAGCCGUAGUACGCGCGGUCCUGGUCGAUAUGCAGCAUGUUGAAGAAGCGCUCCAGACACUUGACGUCUUCCACGGCCUUGGUAUCCGCCACCUGUGACUGAAUUGCUGGAUCAUUGAGCACUUCAUCGAGCGCAUGCUUGUGCCCAGACGACGAAUGACACAGCACGAACUUGGGCUUGUUCUCGAGGAUGAGUUUGUCGUCCUGACGCACAGCCUGCUCGAUCAUAAACUUGAAGAAGUCGUCCUUGACGAAACCCGGACUGGCAAGCAGGACGCACUUGACGAGCUUGAAAUCAAUGUGCUGUCGAAUGGACCGCACGAUGUUCUCAUAAAAUUUCUCCGUGCCCUUGGCGUGGGCAGAACUUCCAGGACGCUUCUUGGGUACACUGGUCUCGAUCUUGGCACGGAUGACAGUCAUGUCACCCUUGAUCAAGCACAAGUGCGCCAAGCCAACCUGCAUAACCACAGCUGCUAGCUCAGCUUGCUUGGUGAUAUCGCACGCCAUCUCGAUACGUUCCAGCGACAUGACGUCCCAGCAGUUCUUGGUUAGCGUGAAGUCGCGAUUCAUCUCGAGAUCAAGAGUGUGGUAAGCUCCCAACUGCAAAACACGACGUCGUUAGUGGUUAUGUGUAUACACAACACAACUGACAGCUACGCACCCGAACGUGUUGACUCUCCAUGAUGUUCUUGCCCUUGAUACGCAGCACACACAGGGCAGGAUCGAAAUUGACUUGUUCCACCUUCGCGUAAACCAAUAUUUAGCAAGUAAAUUCAGUAUUUUCUGCA